This is a messenger RNA of Leguminivora glycinivorella, 4377 nucleotides long. RefSeq lists its product as uncharacterized. Gene Ontology annotation, cellular component: signaling receptor complex. The record is from RefSeq and is a predicted model, not a curated record. The coding region runs from base 30 to 3485 and encodes 1151 amino acids. The transcript has 15 exons. Gene Ontology annotation, biological process: positive regulation of kinase activity; cell surface receptor protein tyrosine kinase signaling pathway; multicellular organism development. NCBI's taxonomy places the organism in Eukaryota, Metazoa, Arthropoda, Insecta, Lepidoptera, Tortricidae. Gene Ontology annotation, molecular function: ATP binding; transmembrane receptor protein tyrosine kinase activity.
UUGGCUAUGCCGGUUAUAUACUAAUAAUUAUGACGGAAAGCGAUAUGUAUAUUAUAACUAGCUUAAGGAAAAAGUUAAAUAAUUCCUUCUCGGGAGCGUGGGCAAUGGGCCGCGUGCUUUUGUAUUCGUUAUGUGUGUUGUGUGUGUUAUGGAGGGGCAUUGGCACCGUGGACUAUUGCCAACAACUUAGGGAAUUGAAGCUUGAAACUGGUCGAGGCAGCGAGAUCCCGGAACGCGUGCUGUCCAUAGACGGCAGAACACGUAUACUCAAGCUAUGUGCGCAAGACUCUGUGCCCACCGCAGCGCGGGCGAUAAUACGAGCAUUGAUCGUACAUGGACUGCGAUAUCGCGAGCUCGAGAUCGUGGAAGAAAAGUGCACGCUACAGCAGCUCCAAGACUUUCAAGAUGAUAUUAAUCUAGAUUCCCACGUCAAUGAUUACUUCGUACUGAGCAUAGCUACAGCAUGGCGUGACGAGGGGACCUCAAUAGCCCAGUGCUCCGAAGGCGCCUGCGGGCUCGCGGGGUCCCGCCUCGAAGUGCUCGGUCGCGGCGCGGCGCCCGUAGCCAGACGACUACUGGCACGUCUGGCGCCCGGGGCUCCGUUUCACUGUCUACAGAGCUGGGAGAAGCUACGGGAACCUGAGUGCGGUUUUAUUGAUGACUUCUCGCCUAAGAAGACACCCUGCAGCGAAUGGACAAAAAAUCCAUGUUCUGGAGAAUGCGUGACUGUGGCGAUAGAGGGAGGAGAUUAUGAGGAAGAACAAUGUGAACUAGCACAAGAACUAGCCAAAGUAACAGAUCUACCACUGCGUCUAACUUAUUCUUUGAAUUAUUCAAUAGAAGAGCGCGCCGACAGCUCGUACCUCUUAUUUGACUUCGAUAUUUUGAUGGGCAGCAAGGAGCGAAUAUGGCCUGCACCCUUUCAUCCGAACCUCACUCAGGAUGCCGCUUCUUUGUCAUUGGGAGAUGUUAGAAGACUACUGUAUUUUGCUCCUGCAGUUCUGAACCUCGCAUACCGCUUCCAGCCACCAGCUUCGAUGUUGCGUCGUGUUCUAGACAAUAAUAGAAAACUUGGAAUUGACACAGCGGCUUGUAAAACCAUCGUCGAAUCUAAAAACUCCCAAGACCUCGCUCGCUCCUGGAUCACAUGCAAUGACAAAUUUUGCGACUUGAAACCUGAGGUGUUCAUUUAUGUAUGUGAAGCGGAAGAAAAUAAAGAUAAACGGUACGAUACUAUCAGAAGAAUAGUAAAAAACCACUGGUUAAACAUUACUAAUCGAAGUAGUAUAUUGGAGCUGCGGUAUGUGGAGAUAAAUUGUUCUCUAACCGAUGUAGUCAGAGGCGAUUUGGAAAAUUUUAUGACGAAUUACGAGUAUGUAAGCGUGCGUGGUGUGGUGGCCAUGGGAUCGGCAGGAGCGUCGUCGCUGCCGAAAUUUGCGCGGGAGUCGGCCAAGGUCCCUCUGGUGCUGGUGGCGCCGCCGCCAAGCGGCGUGGAGCUGGCGAGCGCACGGAUUACGGCAGCGUCAGCGGCAGCGCUGGCGGCGGCGGUGCGCGCGCUGCUGGCUGACUGCAAGUGGCGGCGCGUCGCACUUCUCAGAGAAGAGGGUCGAUGCGAUGUAUGGAAGCGGUCACUGGGCGUAGCAGAGGCGUUAAACGAGCAAGACCUUGUAGUGUACCAGGACAUCGUGCAAGCGCAUAACGUGACGGGCACACUUGACGCACUACAAACGCACGAUGCGCGCAUCGUUGUGAUAGACGCUAGUGCGGGCACAGCGUGGAUCGUGCUAGCAACAGCGGAGAAACGGGGGCUGACGAUGGAAGCUGGGUUUGUGUGGAUCGUCAUCGGCGCGGCGGGAGACACUUCCAAUUCGGACUGGCUGCCAACGACUUCAGAGUUCUCUUACUUCACUGUCAGCGGUGGCUGGCGCGGCGGCCAAGCUCCAAACAGCCUGCUCCCCUCCUCGACACUACGCGACGCUUUAGACAACGAGUUCCCAAGAUGGCCGCCACACACAUCCGCGCUCGUCGACGCCAUUUUGUUGAUGCUUGAGGGCACGACGCGAUUGGAAGAAAGGCAUCCGGAGCUCAGAGAUGAUCCGCAUCGCCCCGGAGUAACAGAAGAAUUCAAAGAUAUCCUCGACAACAUCACAGUGCAGGGUGUGACUCAUGAUAUACACAAGAAUUCAGCUCCGCCCGUGUUCACACACCGCUGGUCAAAGAGCGGUGCACAACUUGUCGGCGCGUGGAAUGGUCAGAAGAAUAUACAUGUUGUUAAAGAUCAGCUGUGCGGUAAAGUGCUCGACGGUCCCGGUUGCUACACCACCCGGUCCGGUAACAUCUUUAACCCCCACUGCCACGAUUUCGCCUGGGUCAUACUAGUUUGCGCUCUGGCGUUCGGACUGCCGUCUCUCUACGCCGCCCGCGCCGCACGCCGACGCCGUUUACAACUCAGAGACCGCGCCGUAGAAGAGCGCGUUUUGCUCCGCGGCGGCCAAUCCGCCGCCGAGGCCGCCGCUGGCGCCGCUUUGGCCGAACACGCCGUUCCUCGCGAAGCCUUGCAAUUGCUGGAUAAGUUGGGCACUGGACAUUAUGGGGUUGUGCAUCAGGCUGUGUUACGCCGCCCGAAUAGAGCUGCGCUUGGAGUUGCUGUCAAGGCACCCCGUCCAGAAGCACCAGUCGGUGCAGCCGCUGAGCUACUUCGCGAAGCGGCGCUUCUUGCGACAUUAAAACACGACCAUGUAGUGCGUUUCACAGGCGUGUGCUGGGAAGGAGGGCCCCUAGUACUAAUGGAGCACGCCUUUUAUGGCGACUUGCGACGGUACCUCCGCGCACGGCGAACGCUAGCGGAGCGCGCUCGCGCCGGCCUUCCCGAGCCGGAGGCGGCGCAUGUAGCGGCGGCGGCGUUGACGAGACUAGCGCGUGAAGCGGCGUCGGCGUUAGGGUAUCUAGCGCACCAGCGGCUGGUACACAGAGACGUUCGGGCCGCUAACUGCCUAAUAGACGUUCGUCGAUGUCUGAAACUGGCCGAUUUCGGGAUGGCAAGGCGUUUGGACAGUCCGGGGAAGGGAGAAUAUUUAUGCAAGCGUCGUGCCAUGUUUCCGGUCCUAUGGAUGGCGCCAGAAUCCCUCUCCCGUGGCGUUUUCUCCGCAGCAAGUGACGUAUGGGCACUAGGGGUGCUGUUACUAGAACUAGCCACGUUAGGAGAGCGGCCAUACGGCGCAUGGAUCACGCCUCGAGUUUUACGACACGUGCGCGAAGGUGGCGCACCGCCGUUGCCGCCAGAUGCCGUGCCUAGCACCCGCGGCAUAACAGCGGCUUGCUGGCAUCGUUCGCCCGAAGAGCGGCCGUCGGCAGCCGAAAUAGUCGCCUACCUCGCCGAUCAUCCUCGCGCCAUUCAGCCGGCGCUAGAACCGUACGCCGACGCCGAUACAAACGCAAACGCCGCCCCGGAUGAUGUGUAUAUAGACGAGUGGACUGUUAACUAAUAUAGAAACAAACCAAUUUUUUCAGCAGAAAAUAAUUAAAUGUGUAAGAAAGAAAUUCCAUUGCGUGUACAUUAUCCAGGGUUUGUUCCUUUUUCUACUGAGAAAUUUGGCUUACCUUAUAUCUCACUGGCCAAUGCACGCCGACGCCGAUAAAAACGCCGACACCACUUCGCCACCACGUCAAUUCCAUCAAACCAUUCAAAUUCGUUUGGACAGUUAUUAAAAAGGAGCUGAUUUGACUAAAAGGCAAGUAGCCUAAUAACAAAGUGGCGUGGUUUUACCAGCAGGGCUAGCACAUGAUUGUCGCGAGAGUAUGUCGCCGCGAGAUAGGUCACAUGUCUUUUUCUAACUGUAUUAUGACAUAGGUACGGGCAGGCUAUCUCGUGCCAAUCAUGUGCUAACCGUGUUCUUAGGCUCCGCGCACACGGAGGCAACAGUUGCUCGGCGACUUUCGUAUUUGUAUGAAAAGUUGCGUCGCCUCGUGUGCGCACCUUCAUACUAGCCCAUAGACCGAGCGACGGAGACAAAACAGUUUUGUCUCCCGUCUGUGGGGGGCCUUACUGCUAGGCCGCCAGCGCUUUUUGUUUGGUGUAAGUUACUGAAUUUGGAGAGAAUUAAGUGCAAUAUAAUAAGUGAAACUAAAUUGUAACAUUUACUCAAGUUAUUUUUGUACAAAAUAUGCUAAAUAAAUAAUACAUAUCAGUCAUUACUUAUUUCUUAAUAAUUCAUUAAGUUUUCUAAAAAGGGACUCUUUUUAGUACGCUGAAAUAAUUUGUGAGUGUGUUUAGUAAAACGUCCCGCUUUGUCAGUUACCAUUAAGGUGAGAUUUACUUGUAUCUUUAUAUGAAUAAACUGACAAAGUGGCUUUAUAGCAAUCGACAAAGUGGGAUGU